Messenger RNA from Oryzias melastigma (Indian medaka), 1334 nucleotides. It is a transcript of the gene mrps9, whose product is annotated as mitochondrial ribosomal protein S9. The coding region runs from base 27 to 1232 and encodes 401 amino acids. The record is from RefSeq and is a predicted model, not a curated record. The transcript is spliced from 11 exons. Gene Ontology annotation, molecular function: structural constituent of ribosome; RNA binding. Gene Ontology annotation, cellular component: mitochondrial small ribosomal subunit; ribosome. Gene Ontology annotation, biological process: translation. NCBI's taxonomy places the organism in Eukaryota, Metazoa, Chordata, Actinopteri, Beloniformes, Adrianichthyidae.
CUUCUGUUUGGUUCAGUGUGAUUCAUAUGUUGUUCCUUUUUCCCACUCCACUCUGGGAGAGCGGGAGGGAUUUUAGGAUUCCAGAUGGAUCGCCCGUGCUCCUGUUCUUGGCCGUGGACCGCGCCUCUGGCUCGGAAUUGCCUGUCCUUCCUGGGAGAGGAUCUCUCCUUCAUGUCCUCUGCAGACACAUCAGCCGGAGCUCGACGCUCUGCAGGAAAAACCUCGCGGCUGCAGGACCGGAGAAGUUCACUGCCGAGUUCAUCCAGAAGCAGAUCGAAGACUUCAACAUCGGAAAACGACAUUUAGCCAAUAUAAUGGGAGAAGACCCGGAGAACUUCACCCAGGAGGACAUCGAUAGGAGCAUCAGUUACCUGUUCCCUUCUGGCCUGUUCGAGAAGAAAGCUCGGCCCCUGAUGAAGCAUCCAGAUGAAAUUUUCCCAAAGCAAAGAGCUGUCCAGUGGGGGGAGGACCGACGGCCGUUCCACUUCCUGUUUUACACCGGCAAACAGUCGUUCUAUUCACUAAUGCAUGAGGUUUAUGGCAAAAUGUUGAACAUUGAGAAGCACCAAGAUCAUCUCAGAAGCAAAGGACUCUUCUCCAAAGAUGGUCAGAAGAUCUCUCUCGGGAUGAGCAGGUGGCUCACAAAAGAGGAACUGGAAGCCUUGUUGGUGGAGGACAUCUCUACUCACGAUUACGACCGCUUCAUCCAAGUAAUGGAGCGGCUGCUGUCCAUGCCGUACUGCGGCGCCGAGGAGGAGUUCGUCCUGCGUUUCCGGCAACUCCUCCAGGCCCAGUCCAGGAAUCAGGUGGUGCCGCCGCUGCAGAAAGAUGAGGACGGCGUGGCUUUCAGCUACGCAGAUGGCUUCAGGAAGACGUCUACCUCCAGCGUGGUUCUUCGAGACUGCGGUUCCGGCCGCAUCAGCAUCAACGGUCAGGACUCGCUGCUGUACUUCCCCGUGCUGCAGGACAGGGAGCAGCUGAUGUUCCCGCUGCAGUUCACCGGAACGCUGGGACGCUUCGACCUGCGCUGCACGGUGAGCGGCGGCGGCAGGUCCAGCCAGGCGGGGGCGCUGCGGCUCGCCGUGUCCAGAGCACUCCUCAGCUUCCUGACCCCGAGUGAGGGCGAGAUGAUGAGACAAGCCGGCCUCCUGACCCCUGACCCCCGCGUGCGAGAGAGGAAGAAGCCCGGUCAGGAGGGCGCACGCCGCAAGUUCACCUGGAAGAAACGCUGAGCGGAAUUCACCUGCAGUUUGCUCUUUCGGCCACCAGAUGGCGGUGUGCCCCCACAAAUGUGACGUUGCUUCUGUGUAAAUUAAAAGCUUUUUCAUAUAAGG